GCGGCCGCUCCGCCUCCUUCCGCGGCCCUAGCACCGCCUUCCGGGGUGGGCCCGUUGCUGAUGCCACGACGACGGAGCUCCCGGCAGGCUUCGCGGCGGCGGGCUCAUGGCGCCAGGGGCGCGGCCACUGCUGCUGCUGGCCGUCUGGACGCUGGCAGCGCCGGUGCUGCGCGGCGCCGGGGACACGGGCGACGGAGGGUGGCAGAGGCGCGGGCCUGGGGCGCCGGCCGCGGUGGCGGAGGAGGAACGCUGCGCCGUGGAGCGCCGGGCGGACCUCAGCUACGCCGAGUUCGUGCAGCAGUACGCCUUCUCCAGGCCCGUCAUCCUGCAGGGGCUCACGGACAACUCGCACUUCCGGGCCCUGUGCUCCAGAGAACGGCUGCUGGCCUCCUUCGGGGACAGCGUGGUCCGGCUGAGCACCGCCAAUACCUACUCCUACCGGAAAGUGGACCUGCCCUUCCAGGACUACGUGGAGCACCUACUGCACCCCCAGGACCCUAGCUCCCUGGGCAACGACACCUUGUACUUCUUCGGGGACAACGAUUUCAGCGAAUGGGCCUCACUCUUCCAGUACUACUCCCCGCCUCCAUUUAGUCUGCUAGGUACCACUGCUGCCUACAGCUUUGGAAUCGCAGGAGCUGGUUCUGGGGUGCCCUUCCACUGGCACGGGCCCGGGUUCUCAGAGGUGAUCUACGGCCGCAAGCGCUGGUUCCUGUAUCCCCCUGAAAAGACACCUGAGUUCCACCCCAACAAAACCACACUGACUUGGCUUCAGGAUGUGUAUCCAACCCUGGCACCAUCUGAGAGGCCCCUGGAGUGCACCGUCCAGGCUGGUGAGGUGCUGUAUUUCCCUGACCGGUGGUGGCAUGCUACGCUCAACCUGGACACCAGUGUUUUUAUCUCUACUUUCCUCAGCUAGGUAGUCUGGGAUGUCUCGCUUCUGUGGCACAUGGAGUCAGGUCAGGCACCAGGAUGGGGACCCGGCUCCAAUUCCUGCUACCCAGAGGACAGACAGCUUACCUUUCUCUUCUCGUCCACCUGGGAGAAAAGCUCAUCC
Nyctereutes procyonoides (raccoon dog) is the source of this 1057-nucleotide messenger RNA. RefSeq names its product jumonji domain containing 8 (gene JMJD8). The record is from RefSeq and is a predicted model, not a curated record. Bases 107 to 919 code for a protein of 270 amino acids. Lineage: Eukaryota; Metazoa; Chordata; Mammalia; Carnivora; Canidae. Gene Ontology annotation, cellular component: cytoplasm. The transcript is spliced from 10 exons.